This is a messenger RNA of Fusarium oxysporum Fo47, 1066 nucleotides long. RefSeq names its product nucleotide hydrolase-domain-containing protein. Gene Ontology annotation, cellular component: mRNA cleavage factor complex. Gene Ontology annotation, molecular function: mRNA binding. The transcript has 2 exons. Lineage: Eukaryota; Fungi; Ascomycota; Sordariomycetes; Hypocreales; Nectriaceae. The coding region runs from base 137 to 931 and encodes 264 amino acids. The record is from RefSeq and is a predicted model, not a curated record.
CCGCAAUUCCUCAGGUACCGACAUAGAUGCCCUAGUAGCCAAUACUGCAUUCGACUCGACGACGGCAUCAUACCUUGAGACUUCGAGAUACUUGACUAUAUAAUACUUCUCCCUUGGUAGCGCCUGAGUAGCAGCCAUGUCAACAAUAACCCCCGAUGCGCUUCAGUCAGGACAGCCGCCCGUCAUUCCCCUGUCCUUCAAUGGUAAUCAACCCGAAAAGGUGACGCUCUACCCACUGUCGAACUACACGUUUGGAGUCAAGGAAACCCAGCCUGAAGAGGACCCAUCAGUCAUCGCUCGUCUCAAGAGACUCGAGGAACACUACACGGAACAUGGGAUGCGCCGCACUUGCGAAGGCAUUCUCGUCUGCCACGAGCACAACCACCCACAUAUUCUGAUGCUGCAAAUCGCCAAUGCCUUUUUCAAGCUCCCCGGAGACUACCUGCGCCCCGAAGACGAUGAGAUUCAAGGCUUCAAGUCGCGGCUGGACGAGAGACUGGCGCCUGUCGGCCGCUUGGGGGAGGGUGAGGAAGCUGGUGACUGGCAAGUGGGUGACUGCCUUGCUCAGUGGUGGAGGCCUAACUUCGAAACGUUCAUGUAUCCGUUUAUCCCGGCGCAUGUGACGAGGCCAAAAGAGUGCAAGAAGCUCUACUUUAUUCAGUUGCCCAAACAAAAGGUUCUAAGCGUUCCCAAGAACAUGAAGCUUUUGGCCGUUCCUCUAUUCGAACUCUACGACAACACUGCCCGAUACGGCCCACAGCUUUCUGCAAUUCCCCAUCUUCUCAGUCGAUACAACUUUGAGUUCGUGGACGAGAAUGGCAACGUCGUCGCUGCCACACCAGGGUCUGCCGCGCCAGAGGGCUAUGUUCCAUACACAAAAGUCUUGGCAGGCGCCGAUACGGACAUGAAGGAGGAGAAUGGAACAAGCUGAUCCCCCUAUAGGACCGCGGAGACACGGCGAUGGUGUUCGGCGUUUUUGGUUGUUUGCUCGUAUAGAAAGGACGUGUAAAAGCUCAAGUCUAGGUUUUCUCUUUUCUUUCCCUUUUCUAUACAUCUAAGUCCCACU